This is a messenger RNA of Acanthosepion pharaonis, 504 nucleotides long. Lineage: Eukaryota; Metazoa; Mollusca; Cephalopoda; Sepiida; Sepiidae. The record is from the annotation of a GenBank genome assembly.
AUGCCUUCUAUAUGUGAAGAACAGUUCUUUCUUUCUGCUUUUCAUUCUGUCUCUGUUUCAUUUCGCUUUUCUUUCUGUCUCUCUUUCUCCCUGUUUUUCUUUUUCUCUUUUUUCAUGUUUGUCUUUCUGUCUCGCUUUCUUUCUGUUUUUCUGUCUCGCUUUCUUUCUGUUUUUCUUCCGGUCACAUUUAUCGAACAUUCUUCUUUUUUUCAACACUCAUUUAGUGUUCCUCUUUCAUUCGUCCUCACCACUUUUCUUUCUUUCUUUCUUUCUUUCUUUCUUUCUUUCUUUCUUUCCAUUCGUUUUUUGUAUUUGCUUCAUUUAUUCUCUUUCUUGAUUGUUUCUUCUCUUUUUCUUUUUUCUUUCUUCUUUAAAGUUUCAUUUUUUUAUUUCUUGCUCUUCUCUCUUUUAUUGUUUCUUUUCCUUUUCUUUAUUCUUUUUCCUUUUCUUUAUUCUUUUUCUUUUAUUCAGCUUCUAAUUCAGAGACUUAUUUCGUUUUUCUAA